AUGCUCGGGGUGAUAAUGCUUUGGAGACCCACCUCUACUUUCCCAUUGGCCUUAUCUUGGUUUGACAUUGUCAGAGACGACACCGCAACCGAAAGGAAUAGCGACAAAUAUGUAGAAGAAUACUAUGAGGACUUGGAAUCGGUAGCGGCAGGUUUGGAGAUCGAGGAUCAGCUUGUUGGCGGGGCGAGUGAGGACAUGGUUGAUGCAGAUGAUACCGUGGCCGUCGAUCUGCAAUGGCACAUGUAUUAUUUUGAGGAUAACACACUUAACGGCUUACACUGCAGCCAUGUUUUCCACGCAGACACCGCAUCCAUAUACGUCGACAUCUCCACUAUCACCUCCGACCUCGACCUGGAAACCCUCGUCUCGCUCCGCCUCAAUCAUCGGACAGAGCAAGCCAGCAGUGAACGAUACAAGGAAAUCAGUACUCCGCAACCGCGACGAGAACUCAACGAUGGCGCCAUGCUGCGCCCGGUGGCUGUCAAUGGAUUGAAGACAGGCGGUGUUAAUGGCGCUCAUUCUUACGCUUCCGACUCCUCUGCCCUUUCUGCGGUCUCCAACCUCGUUCCCAAGAUCUUUGCAACUCAAACAGACGCGAUGAAAGACUCUACGGAAUCUGAAGCCUACUUUUCUACGGCGGUACUACGAAUUUCGCCGAGUAUAGGUUACAAUGGAGUAUACGGCGGCAUCGUUCAGAUGACAUCGAAGAUGGCGGAUAAUGGUACGAACGCGCUCAAUGCCUUCACCAACGUCGCGAUCUCUAUCCUACUUCUCAUGGCCGUCAAUCUCGUCUUGGGCAUCUUUGCGCACAUCCUCUGCCUUGGCGUUGUCUGCAUCACGGUCACCGUCGUGAUCGCCGUGGUCAUGGUCUGGCUUUUUUUGUCUCAGAGAAGUCAAAGUCUCAAGUCAGUGCUGAAGUUGACAGGUGAUGGCGCCAGCAAAAGGAUCGUGACGGAGUCAAUAGUGAAGUGGCUUGUUCCAGGGGAGUGUCCGUUAUUUUCUUGGUGGUGUCUGUACCUCUCAUACGCCUAA
Molecule: messenger RNA, 1032 nt
Organism: Stereum hirsutum FP-91666 SS1
Lineage: Eukaryota; Fungi; Basidiomycota; Agaricomycetes; Russulales; Stereaceae
Exons: 9
Coding region: 1-1032 (343 amino acids)
Source: RefSeq, a predicted model, not a curated record